AAUCUCCGGGCCACUUGGCGUGGUUGGCCUGCCAAAGCCAGGUCCUUGCGUCGCGUGCGCGGGCCCGGUUCCCUCGCGGUCUCGCGCGCCUUGGUUUCCCAGCCUCAUGGCCGGGCUGACCCUAUUUGUGGGCCGCCUCCCGCCCUCGGCCCGCAGUGAGCAGCUGGAGGAGCUGUUCAGUCAGGUGGGGCCGGUGAAGCAGUGCUUCGUGGUGACUGAGAAAGGGAGUAAGGCAUGUCGAGGCUUUGGCUAUGUCACUUUUUCUAUGCUGGAAGAUGUUCAGAGGGCCCUCAAGGAGAUUACCACCUUUGAAGGCUGUAAGAUCAAUGUGACUAUUGCCAAGAAAAAACAGAGGAACAAGUCCAAGGAAAAGGUGGAAAAUGAAAAUUCAGAACCCCCAAAGAAGGAACUGAAGCCUAAAAAACCCAAAGUGGCAGAUAAGAAAGCCAGAUUAAUUAUUCGGAACCUGAGCUUUAAGUGUUCAGAAGAUGACUUGAAGACAGUAUUUGCUCAAUAUGGAGCUGUCCUGGAAGUAAACAUCCCCCGGAAGCCAGAUGGAAAGAUGCGUGGUUUUGCUUUUGUCCAGUUCAAAAACCUUCUAGAAGCAGGGAAAGCUCUCAAAAGCAUGAACAUGAAAGAGAUAAAAGGGCGGACAGUAGCUGUGGAUUGGGCCGUGGCAAAGGAUAAAUAUAAAAAUACACAGUCUGCCUCUGCCCCAGGUGAGGAGAAGAGGCCUGAACCUAAACAUCAGGAAUUAGAUGAAGAGAAUGGCAGGGAAGAAGAGGAUACAGAAGAGGAAGAGGAAGAAAAGGAUGACACAGAAGAGGAAGAAGAGGAAGAGGAGGAGGGGGAAGAGAAUAAAAAAUCAAGGGUGACCAAGCCUGCACAGAUUCAAAAGAGAGCAGUCCGGAAGGCCGCACCUGCAGAGAGCAGUGAGGAGGAGCAUUCUGAUGACGACAGCGACCUAGAGGAAAAAGAGAGUAUUGAUGGCGGGGAGGAACUGGCUCAGAGUGAUACCAACAGCGAAGAGCAAGACGACGAAGAUGUGCAAGUCUCAAAGAAAAAGAAGAGGAAAUUACCCUCUGACGUGAACGAAGGGAAGACUGUUUUUAUCAGAAACCUGUCUUUUGACUCAGAGGAAGAAGAACUCGGGGAGCUCCUCCAGCAAUUUGGAGAUCUUAAAUAUGUCCGUAUUGUCUUGCAUCCAGACACAGAGCAUUCUAAAGGUUGUGCAUUUGCCCAGUUCAUGACUCAAGAAGCAGCUCAGAAAUGCCUUGAAGCUGCUUCUCCAGAGAUUGAGGGUGGUGGGCUUAAACUGGAUGGCCGGCAGCUCAGGGUCGACUUGGCAGUGACCCGUGAUGAGGCUGCAAAGCUGCAGACAAAGAAGGUGAAGAAGCCUACUGGGACCCGGAGCCUCUACCUGGCCCGAGAAGGCUUGAUUCGUGCUGGGACUAAGGCUGCCGAGGGUGUGAGCGCUGCUGAUAUGGCCAAAAGAGAAAGGUUUGAGCUGCUGAAGCAUCAGAAACUCAAGGACCAGAAUAUCUUUGUGUCCCAGACCAGGCUCUGCCUGCACAACCUCCCAAAGGGUGUGGACGACAAAAAGCUCAGAAAGCUGCUGCUGAGUGCCACCCGAGGGGAGAAGGGGGUACGCCUCAAGGAGGUGAGAAUUGGCCGUGCCCACUCUGAAGUUUGGUACUCAUCUUGGAUCACAUUGAACGUUUAUUUCAGACUGUGGUGUGAGAUGCAGAAGGUCCUGGUGCUUCCCUCGCACCGAGGCCCCAAAAUUAGGCUGCGGGACAAAGGCAAAGUGAAGUCUCUCCCUCCCAAAAAGCCAAAGCCCCAGAUGACCCAGCAGAAGCCAGAGAAGCAGAUGUUACCUUCCAAGCAGGCCUCUGGGAAAAAAGCUAAGGGAAAUAAGACCGAAAUCCGCUUCAAUCAGCUGGUCGAACAAUAUAAGCAGAAAUUACUGGGACCUUCUAAAGGAGUACCUCUUGCAAAGAGGAGCAAAUGGUUUGACAGUUGAUGGUGGCAGCAGACUGGAUAAGAAGCUGGAUUCUUUGUCAAGCUCCCAGGUCUCCCUCCUCCCCCUAAUGUUAUUCUCUGAGGGAAGGACACCCCCCUUCCUCCCCAGGGCACUGCCACUUUGUUGGGAGACCCCCUGGGCUGUGCACAUUUGAACUUUGGGCCCUCCCCAGUGCGUGAUUAGUGAACCACAGAGAGAAAUCUCAGAAAAACAUCACGAUGCUUAUUGUGUAUUAUCCAAGUUAUUGUGUGAAUUGUAUCUGUAAUUAUUGCCCAUUUAAUCCUUUGUUUCUCAAAUGGAAACAGUUGUAAAAAGGAUUCUUGAGGACUGAAUUUUUAAGAUGUAUAUUUUGUUAAGUGUCUCCUCUAAAUGAGCUAUUUUUUGGCUUUUUGAAUAACAAACUAUUUCUCAUUUCUAAUA
Leptonychotes weddellii (Weddell seal) is the source of this 2443-nucleotide messenger RNA. The record is from RefSeq and is a predicted model, not a curated record. Lineage: Eukaryota; Metazoa; Chordata; Mammalia; Carnivora; Phocidae.